GAGAAUGUUGCUUUGGGCUACACCAAUACAUUUUAUAUACCAAAAAUACCCUAACCAUCAUUGAUGUUUAUAAUAUUUUAGAUUAGAUUAUUCAAUAUAUUUACAUUAUUUAAUAUUUAAUAUUCAUAUUAUUUGUUGAUGUUUAUUGUUGAGGUUUAUUCCUUCAACCCUCGGGUCCAACACGUAAGCCCAAUGAUUUCGAGUGGAGUGUGUGUGAAUAAACUAGCCCAACAAGCAGAUGAUAUGGAUUAGAGAGAACAAGAAGUAGCAAGUAAUUGACUAGGUCUUCCCCCGACCCAAGAACAAAUGAAUCACGAGAAGCUCAUGAAGACAAGGAAAGGCAAGGGUGCUGCCGCCGAUGCCGCUCUCGCCAAGGCCAAGGCGGUUCAGAUGGCCGAUUCCAACUCUUCUGCCUCCCAGGCCGAUCGUCGCACGGUGGAGGCCGAGCAGCAUCUUAUCGCCACGGUGAUGGCGCAGGAGUCUCAGGCCCCGAUCCCAGGUUCUGGCGCCUCCGAAGUUGUGGCCCCCUUGCAGACCGUCCAUCCCCACGACGGGGAAAAGGCGAAGGACAAGAAGUCCAAAAGGCCACGGGGGGCUGGCUCUUCGGCCCCUGAAGUGCAAGAGUUGAUCCUUCCCUCUCUUGGGCGUCCGGCGCAUGACGUUUGGCAGGAGAUUGCUUCCCUGGCCGGCAUGGAGGUGCCUCCCCGGACGUCCUCGGAGGCUUCCAAUGCGGCUCUGGCCGCCGCUCUUCAGGUCGGGCUCUUCGUUCUUCAAUCUGAAGCUGCCCGAGAUGCCGAGGUCCUUCAGGCAAAGAACAAAGCGGACGCGGCUUUGAAGAAGGCGAGAGAGGCCGCUCGUCUCCAGGAGAAGGAAAUGGCGGCCAAGGACAAAGAACUGCAGGCUGCCCUGGAGGUGGCUCGCGAGUCCUCCGCAAGGAUCGCAGUUCUGGAGAAGGCCGGGUUCAAGCUCGUCUCGGCCCUCCCUGCUCCCAAGGAUGAGGCCCCUGAGUGGCUCGUCGAUGAUUCCGGGUACCAUAAUUCUGGGGCCUUCAUGAUCGCCACCCAGAGGUACCUCGGGGGCGCUUUCGGCGAUGUAUUCGCCGCCGAGCUGCAGAAGCGUGCGCCGAAGGAUCGGCUCAAGUUCGGGGUCCAGGUCCUGGAGAGUGCCCCCCUGGCCGAGAAGUUCCUGUAUGAUGUUGGAGAUUCCUCCUUCGUCAUUGGCUAUAAUGAAGGGGUGAAGGCCACACUGCCGGUCUUUGCCGCUCUUCAGGGCCCUGAUUUCAACCUGGCUCAGCACACCACAGACCCUGAGUUGAUCCGGGCGGUGGGCAAGUUGGAGCGGGACGCCCGGCGGGAGGAGGCUAAAGCCAGGGGUGAGGUCCCGGAGCCUCCGACCCCCGAGCCCGAGCUCGAGGAGGAAGAAGAACCCAUUCCGGGGGGGUCCCGGCCUGUUUCCCCAAAUUUUGUUUAGCGUAGCCUGUAAUCUCUUUAUUAUGAUUCUGUAAUAUCCGGUCAGUAGAGCCAAGGAAUACACAACUCUUUUUGC
This is a messenger RNA of Cuscuta epithymum, 1545 nucleotides long. The record is from the annotation of a GenBank genome assembly. Lineage: Eukaryota; Viridiplantae; Streptophyta; Magnoliopsida; Solanales; Convolvulaceae.